Molecule: messenger RNA, 2776 nt
Organism: Phymastichus coffea
Lineage: Eukaryota; Metazoa; Arthropoda; Insecta; Hymenoptera; Eulophidae
Gene: Cog3
Product: conserved oligomeric Golgi complex subunit 3
Exons: 5
Coding region: 305-2773 (822 amino acids)
Biological process (GO): Golgi organization; intra-Golgi vesicle-mediated transport; intracellular protein transport
Cellular component (GO): membrane; cis-Golgi network; COG complex
Source: RefSeq, a predicted model, not a curated record
UUAGCGGAAUCUGCGGAACGGAUUCUGCGUGUUCGUGGCCAACAUGGCUGGUUUAUAACAGAAUUAUUAACCCAGAAUAAAAUGACAAUUAUUGUAAGAUGCGUUCGUUACGAAACUAAUUUAUUUAUUUUUAGUUCACGUAGAUGAAGUGAUUGAAUAUUAAUUAUGAUAAAAGUAACGUAAUUUAUUAAAAAGAAGCAGAAUAUUUGAUAAUUUAAUUUUUAGAAUGAUAAUUAUUUCAAAGCAAUUGAAAAAGAAAUAACAAUUUGCAUGUACGAUUGGAAGAGAGUUUUAUUGUAUAACAAUGGCAGGCCCUGUAAGUGUACCAGAUAAUUUAGUCAAAUGGGAUUUAAUAAAUAAUCCCUUAGCUCCUCUCACCAUAAACUUGAAGACCCAACUGUCAUCUCUGGAAGAUGAAAUUGUUAAUUUAGAUCCUGUUACUUUAAAAAAGUCAUCAUGUCAAACAUUAAAUUCAGAGCUAGCUUAUACAGCACUCCUAGAAAGUCAAGAUGACUAUAUAGAAAGCUAUCAAAAGCUUCUUUUACAUUACUCAUCGCUAGAGCAAAAGCAUAUGUCUUCAGAAGACAUCAAAUAUGUAUCUUAUCUUGCUCAGUUAAAAUCUAGAAGAGAAGAAUGUAAUGACUUGUGCCUACAAAUUCAGAGUGUGUUGGAAGACUUUUCGGCCUUAACUAGACAGUAUACUGUUGUUUCUGAAAAAACUACUUCUUUACAUGAAGCCAGUGAACAGCUGAUCUCUGAUCAAGAAAAAUUAAAUACAUUUGUAGAUAAAAUAGCAGAGCAUUUGAAAUAUUUUAAAGAAGUAGACUCAAUUAUGGAUAAAUUGGAUGCUCCAACUUUGUCUAUUAAUAGUGACAUUUUUUUCAAUUUAUUAGACAAGAUUGAUACCAAUAUGGAUUUUAUGCAAAAUAAUCCAACUUUUAAAGAAAGCAAUACAUAUUUAGUCAAGUACAGGCACUGUCAAUCCAAAGCUAUAACACUCAUUCAAAAUUAUGUUUUUAAAUUAUUCACCAAGGCGACUGAAAGCAUUUUGAACCCCAAGGAUAAUGAAAAUAUACAGAAAAAUCCAGAUGCAGCACUGGCUUUAUUUUAUGGCAGGUUUCAGUCUAUUUUACCUAAAACCAAGCCAGUUAUUGAGCAAGUUGAGGCAAAGGCCAACAAACGCCAAGAGUAUGAUACUUUGCUUUUAGAGUGCCAUGGGCAUUUUUUGAGUUACAGAGGAUUAGUAUUAGGACCCAGUAUACAGAAAAGUUUGCAGUCCAUAAAAACCAAGUACAAUGGAGAUCACUGCAGUUUAGUUAGGCAUUCAUGCUCGCUACUACUACAUGCUUCCAUCGAUGAGCACAGAUUGUUUUAUCAGUUCUUCAGCAAAUCUUCACUAGCUCUGAUGUCAUACUCAGAAAAUCUGUGCACAUCUCUUUAUGACACUCUUAGACCAUUUAUAAUUCACAUCAACCAUUUAGAAACACUGGCUGAGAUUUGCUGUAUUUUAAGGAUAGAGAUGUUGGAUGAACAUGUGCAAAACAAUAGCGAGCCUCUUCAAGGGUUCGGAAACAUCUGCCUCCAAUUGUUGCAUGACGUUCAAGAGCGGCUAGUGUUUAGAGCGCACCUGUACUUGCAAUCGGACGUGGUUGGAUAUAAUCCGUCACCUGGAGACCUUGCGUACCCAGAAAAAUUAAAAAUGAUGGAGGAUAUUGCAGAGUCUAUCAGGGAAGAAAACCGGCAGUUUCGAAUGAAGAAGAUAUCGCUUUCAUCUAUGGAAAGUGGGAGCAGUAGCAACGUCGUUGAGCCAAUAUCCAGGACUCAUGUGAUGGGCAUUGAUCCAAUGUAUCAACGGGGCUCGCAUAUGGGUAACUCACCAGCAGAUUUGCACGGUAUGUGGUACCCAACAGUACGACGAACAUUAGUUUGCCUAUCAAGAUUAUACCGAUGCCUUGAUCGUCCAGUAUUCCAGUCUCUCAGUCAAGAAGCUAUAACAUACUGCGUGCAAAGUAUUGAAAUAGCACGAGAGAAAAUCCAAUCGCGAGCAACACCUCUCGACGCCGAGCUAUUUCAAGUGAAACAUUUGCUGAUUCUACGCGAGCAGAUUGCACCAUUUCAAGUGGAUUUCACAGUCAAAGAGUACAGCCUGGACUUUUCUAAGGUCAAGAGUGCUGCUUUUGGAUUGCUAGAGAAAAGGUCAAGACUGUUCACCUUGUCUAAUAAUGCGUUGCUGGAAUUUUUGCUGGAAGGCGCACCUCAGAUGAAAGAGCAGUUGAUUGAUUCGAGAAAGCACGUCGAUGCUAAGUUGAAAAAUUCUUGUCAGAGGCUCAUUCAACAUGUCACGAGACUGUUGAUCGAGCCAGUUAUUCAACUGUUGGAAAAGUCUAAGAACUCACAGCAGACUGCAGCAUUGAAAUAUUUGGGCACAGCCGAAUCCAUAGCAGCAGUAGUAGGUGAAUCAUUAAGGUCCAUCCGCUUCAAACUACCAGUAGUUCAACAAUCAAUGCAGCUUUACUUAGCGAACCGUGAGACCGAAUGUAUUCUGUUUCGCCCAAUAAAAAACAACAUUGUUGCUGCAUUUGCACAGCUUUCACAGCUGCUAUCUCAACACUACACGGGCGAAGAGUUAAUGUUAAUUGCAUGUCCGUUGCCUGAGCAAAUUUCUAUAAUGCUGAGUUCGACGUCAUUGGCACAACCUGCCAAACCUGAGGAACCGCCACCACAACCCACAGCGGUCAUCGCUCAAGAGAACAGUAGUGUGGAGACUGUAUAGUUU